Molecule: messenger RNA, 2385 nt
Organism: Podarcis raffonei (Aeolian wall lizard)
Lineage: Eukaryota; Metazoa; Chordata; Lepidosauria; Squamata; Lacertidae
Product: G-protein coupled receptor 35-like
Exons: 2
Coding region: 1423-2376 (317 amino acids)
Biological process (GO): phospholipase C-activating G protein-coupled receptor signaling pathway; positive regulation of Rho protein signal transduction
Cellular component (GO): membrane
Molecular function (GO): G protein-coupled receptor activity
Source: RefSeq, a predicted model, not a curated record
UAGUCUGACCUGGUUUAAUGCUGUUUCCGUUUGUAACUACAUCUUGUAAUUUACACAUUAAGAUUAAAACAAGGAGCCUUGGGGCACCUGAAAGACCAACACAUUUAUUAUGGCAUAAACUUUCAUGGACUACAGACCACUUCAUCAGAAACAUUUAGUGCUAUCCGGAUAUAUAACUAUCCCAUCAGCUACAUUCAUUAUUAUUACAGGCUGGGGACACCCUAUCCCAGAGAUAGCUAAUGUAACAAUGGAAUCCAGUGACCAUCAGCAUCAGCCAGUAUGGCGAAUGCUCAGGGAUGAUAGGAUUUGUAGUCAAACAGCACCAAGAGAGCACCAUGUUGGCUACCCCUGCCCUAACCCUUGACAUUUCUAUGUUGAAAAGCCUACAAACCUUCUGUUGAAAAUGAAAGCAGGAACCAGUUUAAUUUUAUACUAGAAGUACCAAUAAGGGCUGUGGUAGUUUGUGACCCUAAUCUUUUUCUAUGAAGUUAUUGGAAGCUGCCUAUAUGAGAUCAGGCUUUUCCCACCAUCCAGCCUAGACUGUGGUGCUCUAGAGUCUCAGACAUUGGCCUUCUCCAUUGCCUACUGCCAGAUCAGAGGCCCUGGUCUUUUGUAUUUACUUGGUACUGAACAUAAACCCCAAGGCUGAUCCCUGACACAAAUGAGGUCCUGGUCAUCACAGCACUCAAUAUACAAAAUGGGGCACUAGUUGUAGUUCAGCAGUCAAUUCAGCAACUUGGAUAAAGAACACGGCUUUGAGACUUCCUCUUGUUACUUAUAUGGCAUGUCUGAUUGCUGUAAGUGAGGACAAGAAGGUAGAAGAGAGUGACAAAAGUCAGCAUUUUGACCAACGUUGGGCUGUAUUCACAUCACAGUCUGGUUGAACUGAUCCAUUUUAACCUCCAUGUGUGACAGUGGCCCAACUCCAGCAAAGUCCUAAUGCUUUAGGCCAGAAUGUUAGCAUCCACAGAAACUGUUUGGAUUCUUCUUUCUUUGGAAAAAUAGGACUUAUGUUGAUCAAUGUGUUGAUUAAAUAUAGAUUAAUUGCUGGGGGAAGGAAAUGGGGUUAGGUACAACAACAAAACUAUCACAAGGGAGUGAGAAGGGCAUGAGGAACCAGAAAAGAAUCUGGCAAGAUAUGCUUUGAGUUUCUGAAGCUUAUCGAUUUGUGAGGAAGGGCUGGGUUUCCUCUUCCAACGGACGCUGCACAGUUAUGCUUCAGAUAGUACUAAUGCUAUAGCACUUGCUUGCAGAGCUCCUGUUGAACUAGCCUCCUGAAAAGGAGGCUGCAUCCAAUGGAACAAGUGCAACUAUCAGCUCUCAGAUGAAAGGCUUCAUAUGGCCUUCAGAUGAUCAAGGUGAUGUUACACUGAACACUUCCUUGUGGGCACCUGGAGUCAGAUAAGGCAGAAACUUGUCAUAAUGGCAAACUGCAGUGAAAUCAAGAUGGAUAAGAACAUAGUCACUUUUGAAUAUGUUCUCUACAGCCCAGUCACUCUCUUCGGAGUCAUAUUUAAUACAGUUGCCUUGUGGGUGUUCUGCUUGAAACUGGGCAAAUGGACAGAGACCAGAGUUUACAUGAUCAGCUUAGUCCUGGCAGACUACACACUGCUCCUUACCUUACCAUUCAUAAUGUACUUUCACUACCAUGAAUGGCCCAUUGAUACUUUUUGCUUUGUCGUAUUCGGAAUCAAUUGCAUGAACAUGCCAAUGAGCAUGGCCGUCAUCAUGCUAAUAGCGAUAGACCGGUACAUUGCAAUCAAACAUCCUCUGAAAGCCAAAGUAAUCAGGUCUCCACGGAAGGCAGCUGUUUUCUGCUUAUUUGUCGGGCUCUGCUGUUUAGUUUAUACAAUCACACGCAUUCGGUCAUUCAAAAUUAAAGAAGGAUAUGUUUGUUUUUAUUCACACUUUGGUCAAAAUGUGCCUCAUGCCCUGAUCAAACCUAUUGUUUUCUUUUUCAUACCACUGGUUAUAUUGUUGUUUUGUUCCAUACAAGUCAUCCGAUGCCUCAGGAAGAAACAUAAUGCUGGUCCUCAUGAAGAAAAGUUAACCCAGAAAGCCAUCUGGGUGGUCUCAAUCAACCUGGCCACCUUCAUUAUAUGCUUCCUGCCUUUCCACUUAAGCUUUCUGCUUAGUUAUGUCCUGAAGGCCGUCAGAGGAUCGGAAUGCGAGUUGCAGAAUGUCAUGCAUAUAACUUCAUGCAUAGCCAAUCUGAAUUGCUGCUUAGAUGCCUUGUGCUAUUAUAUGGUUACUAAGGAAUUCCAGGAAGCUGCAGCUCUCUUGCCUCCCUUCAACGCAAUGCAAUCCGGGUCCAACUUAACUCAAGAUUUACAGAUGCAAAGUAAAGCACCUGAAAUGGCACCAUUACAAAGUUAAACACCUGAA